Molecule: messenger RNA, 1791 nt
Organism: Puma concolor (puma)
Lineage: Eukaryota; Metazoa; Chordata; Mammalia; Carnivora; Felidae
Gene: PRKCI
Product: protein kinase C iota
Biological process (GO): protein phosphorylation
Molecular function (GO): diacylglycerol-dependent serine/threonine kinase activity; protein binding; ATP binding
Source: RefSeq, a predicted model, not a curated record
AUGCCUACCCAGAGGGACAGCAGUACCAUGGCUCACCCGAUCGCAGGCGGCGGCAGCGGAGAUCAUUCUCACCAGGUCCGGGUUAAAGCCUACUAUCGCGGGGAUAUCAUGAUAACACAUUUUGAACCUUCAAUCUCCUUUGAGGGCCUUUGCAGUGAGGUUCGAGACAUGUGUUCUUUUGACAAUGAACAGCUUUUCACCAUGAAAUGGAUCGAUGAGGAAGGAGACCCGUGUACAGUAUCAUCUCAGUUGGAGUUAGAAGAAGCCUUUAGGCUUUAUGAGCUAAACAAGGAUUCUGAACUCCUGAUUCAUGUCUUCCCUUGUGUACCAGAACGUCCUGGAAUGCCCUGUCCAGGAGAAGAUAAAUCCAUCUACCGCAGAGGUGCACGCCGCUGGAGAAAGCUUUAUUGUGCAAAUGGCCACACUUUUCAAGCCAAGCGUUUUAACCGGCGUGCCCACUGUGCUAUCUGCACUGACCGAAUAUGGGGACUUGGACGCCAGGGAUAUAAGUGCAUCAACUGCAAACUCCUGGUUCAUAAGAAGUGCCACAAACUUGUCACAAUUGAAUGUGGGCGGCAUUCUAUGCCACCGGAACCAAUGAUGCCCAUGGAUCAGUCAUCCAUGCAUUCAGACCAUGCACAGACAGUAAUUCCAUAUAAUCCUUCAAGUCAUGAGAGUUUGGACCAAGUUGGUGAAGAAAAGGAGGCAAUGAACACCAGAGAAAGUGGCAAAGCUUCAUCCAGUUUAGGUCUUCAAGAUUUUGAUUUGCUUCGGGUAAUAGGCAGAGGAAGUUAUGCCAAAGUAUUAUUGGUGAGGUUAAAAAAAACAGAUCGUAUUUAUGCAAUGAAAGUUGUGAAAAAAGAAUUGGUCAAUGAUGAUGAGGACAUUGAUUGGGUACAGACAGAGAAGCAUGUUUUUGAGCAGGCAUCUAAUCAUCCUUUUCUUGUUGGGCUGCAUUCUUGCUUUCAGACAGAAAGCAGAUUGUUCUUUGUCAUAGAGUAUGUAAAUGGAGGAGAUCUAAUGUUUCAUAUGCAGCGACAAAGAAAACUUCCUGAAGAACAUGCCAGAUUUUACUCUGCAGAAAUCAGUCUAGCAUUAAAUUAUCUUCAUGAACGAGGGAUAAUUUAUAGAGAUUUGAAAUUGGACAAUGUAUUGCUGGACUCAGAAGGACAUAUCAAACUGACUGACUAUGGCAUGUGUAAGGAAGGAUUACGGCCAGGAGAUACAACCAGCACUUUUUGCGGUACUCCCAAUUACAUUGCUCCUGAAAUUUUAAGAGGAGAAGAUUAUGGUUUCAGUGUCGACUGGUGGGCUCUUGGAGUACUAAUGUUUGAGAUGAUGGCAGGCAGAUCUCCAUUUGAUAUUGUUGGAAGCUCGGAUAACCCUGAUCAAAACACAGAGGAUUAUCUUUUCCAAGUUAUUUUGGAAAAACAAAUUCGCAUACCACGCUCUCUGUCUGUAAAAGCUGCAAGUGUCCUGAAGAGUUUUCUCAACAAGGACCCAAAGGAACGAUUGGGUUGUCAUCCUCAAACAGGAUUUGCUGAUAUUCAGGGACACCCAUUCUUUCGAAAUGUUGAUUGGGAUAUGAUGGAGCAAAAGCAGGUGGUACCUCCCUUCAAACCAAAUAUUUCUGGGGAAUUCGGUUUGGACAACUUUGAUUCUCAGUUUACUAAUGAACCUGUCCAGCUCACUCCAGAUGACGAUGACAUUGUGAGGAAGAUUGAUCAGUCUGAAUUUGAAGGUUUUGAGUACAUCAAUCCUCUCUUGAUGUCUGCAGAAGAAUGUGUCUGA